Molecule: messenger RNA, 1544 nt
Organism: Amborella trichopoda
Lineage: Eukaryota; Viridiplantae; Streptophyta; Magnoliopsida; Amborellales; Amborellaceae
Product: exopolygalacturonase
Biological process (GO): carbohydrate metabolic process
Molecular function (GO): polygalacturonase activity
Source: RefSeq, a predicted model, not a curated record
UUAGUGGGGGGAGUUACGGGAGUUGGUAACACUUUUAGGGAGAGAAAAUGCAAGUUUAAAGAGAGAAAACAUAAUCAUGUGAGUCUAUUACAAAAAUGGAGAUAAAAGUGGUGUUACUGCUGUGCCUUCUGGGGAUUCAAGCAGUGGAAUGUGGCUCCUCUUCUUCUUCCUCUCUCUCCUCCAACUAUGGUUUCUUUAAUGUCAAGGAUUAUGGUGCCAAGGGAGAUGGAAAAACAGAUGACACUAAGGCAUUCAUGGAUGCAUGGAAGGAAGCUUGUGGGUCCCGGGGACCCGGGAGAUUGUUGAUUCCCUGGGGGGCCUACCUAGUGGGCCCAUUGGAGUUCCGGGGCCCAUGCAAGAAUGUGCCCACCAUGCACAUCCAGCUUAUAGGCAUCCUCAAGGCCCCAAGAGACAUGAGCAAGUUCGGGUCCUUGGACACCUGGGUCCUGUUUGGUUGGGUCGACGGCCUCACGCUCACUGGAGGUGGAACAUUCGACGGUCAAGGUUCUUCGGCUUGGCCGCUCAACAAAUGUACCACUAACACAAAAUGCAAGCUUCUACCGACAUCUGUAAAAUUCGCUUCACUGACAAACACGGUGGUCCGAGGAAUAUCUUCAUUGAACAGCAAAUUUUUCCACAUUGCAAUUUUGGACUGCAAACAUUUCAAGGCCUCCAGCAUAAAGAUCACAGCACCAGAAGAUAGCCCAAACACUGAUGGAAUUCACCUAGAAGGAAACACAGACAUCACCAUAUCUCAAAGCACCAUUGGAACAGGAGACGAUUGCAUCUCUGUUGGUCCGGGAAAUUCCCUUGUCUCCAUUGACAAUGUCAAAUGUGGGCCGGGCCAUGGCAUCAGUGUUGGGAGCCUUGGGAAAUAUGUUGAUGAAGGGGACGUGGAUGGACUGAGUGUGAGAGACUGUUCAAUUUCGAAUACCAUGAAUGGUUUGAGGAUCAAGACGUGGGCAGGAUCACCAGGAGAAAGCAGGGCCAGGAACAUGACCUUUCAGAACAUAAUCAUGAACAAUGUAGGCAACCCCAUCAUCAUAGACCAAAGUUAUUGUCCAUAUUCUUUUUGCCCUGACAAGGCACCUUCUCAAGUGAAGCUAAGUGAUAUCACCUUCAAGAAUAUAAGGGGCACUUCCAAAACAGAGGUUGCAGUCAAGCUUGAGUGUAGCAAGGGCCACCCCUGCAAAGAGAUAAUUUUGCAAGAUGUCCACCUGGAAUAUAAUGGUGGACCCGCGAAGGCUUCCUGUGUGAAUGUUAAAGCCACAUAUAGUGGAACCCAAAUCCCACCCCCUUGUUCUUAAAAAACAAGAAAAAAAAGCCAAGAGAUUUUGGUAGUUUAGAUCUUAGGUGUAUGAUUAGUUUUAAUUCGCAACGAGAGAUGAUGCUGUAUUAUUGAACCUGUCAUCCUCAGUCCUUGUUUCACAGUGUAGUCAUGUAUGCUAAUCGCUUUUAUUAAUUUUAUGUAUUGAUUUGUAUAUAUAUGUAUGUGUAGCGAUUGGCUUGUUGUAUUUUAUGUAUUGUAAAGCCCUGUAAACAUC